Molecule: messenger RNA, 1914 nt
Organism: Fonticula alba
Lineage: Eukaryota; Rotosphaerida; Fonticulaceae
Exons: 2
Coding region: 1-1914 (637 amino acids)
Source: RefSeq, a predicted model, not a curated record
AUGGGUCUCACCUCCGGAGGGAUCCACGCCCCGGUGCCCUGGGUCGGCAUGCUGCGUCUGUUUCUCCUGCUGCUGCUGGGGGCCUGCCUCUCGCUGGCGCCCCCGGCCGCGGCCAUCCCCAUCCGCGGGCUGGAUGCCCUGCUGCCGCGCCUGACGGCGGCCAGCGUGGCCGGCAUGUCCCGGGCCGAGGCCGACGCCAUGGCCCUGGCCCUGCGGGCCGCCGGCGGCGACCAGCGCAUGGUCCUGGCCCUGUACUAUGGGCUGCAAUUCGACUGGGACGCCGGUCGCCGGGUCGAUGCCCUGGCCGGGCCGCCGGCCUGCCCGGCCUCCUGCCCGGGCAAUUGCGACCAGUAUGGCUGCAUCGGCUGCCCCCGCGGCAUGGGGAUGGCCUUCGGCCGCGAGGGCACGCUCUGCACCCAGAACACGGACCUGUGCCCGGAGCCGGCGCUCCCCUGGAUGGAGGGCGCCCCGGUGGACCCGGACGCCGAGGGUGCCAUCGGCAUCUUCUGCCCGGACGGCUGCCGCCUCUAUGACCAAAUCAACCGCAUAUGCCUCCAGUGCUUUGAGAGCUACUCGCUGUCUGGCAACGACUGCUUCCAGUGCCCGGAGGCAUGCCGCGCAUGCGAGGGCGGACCGCGGUGCUCCUCCUGCCAUACGGGCUUCUACCUGGAUGGGGGCUCCUGCCAUGCCUGCUCGGACAACUGCCUGACAUGCACGUCCGGCACCAGCUGCUCCGCAUGUGCUGCCGACCACGUCCACCACGAUGGCGGCUGCGUGCGCUUCUGCCCGGCGGGCUUCUUCAAAGCCACCGACGCAUGCGUCCCGUGCUCGGCCAACUGCGAGAACUGCCUGUCCGAAACCAUCUGCCUGAGCUGCUUCCCCGGCUACUUCCGCUUCAGCCAGACAUGCCUGUCAACCUGCCCCGCCGGGUCCUACGGCUCCGACAGCGGCACCUGCCGGGCCUGCAGCGGCAGCUGCCUGACCUGCACCUCGGACACCAGUUGCACCACCUGCUCCUCCGGCUACCUGCAUCACGAGGGUGGCUGCGUGUCGGCCUGCCCGAGCGGCUUCUUCCCGUCCGAUGGAUCGUGCGCCCCCUGCACGGGCACCUGCGCCCAAUGCACCUCGGCCGCCCACUGCACCGCCUGCAGCCCGGGCUACUACCUCCACGGAGGCACCUGCCAAGGGACCUGCCCCGGCCGCACCUUCCCUUUCAAUGGCGCGUGCAUCGCUUGCUCGGCCAAUUGCGCCGCAUGCACCUCCGACAUCGAGUGCCAGACUUGCGAUCCCGGGUACCUCCGCCAUGCGGGCGGCUGCGUGUCCCAGUGCCCCGGCGGCUUUUUCCCCUCGGCCACCGCAUGCACCGCCUGCCCGGACGAGUGCCAGGCCUGCUCCUCGGCCACCUAUUGCCAAGUGUGCAGCCAGGGCUACCACCUUCUCGAUGGUGCGUGCGUGACUGCCUGCCCCCCGGGCACCUAUGCCUCGGCCGGCGCAUGUGCCCCCUGCUCGGAGCACUGCCACUUCUGCUCCUCCGCCACCGACUGCACGGCCUGCGCCGGCGGCUACCUGCACCACAGCGGCGGCUGCGUGGCCUCCUGCCCGGGCGGCUUCUUUGCAUCGAACGAUGUACUGCACGUCCAGCACCAACUGCACGGCCUGUGCGUCCACCUACCUGCGCCACAACGGCGGCUGCGUGGCCUCCUGUCCUUCGGGCUUCUUCGCGACAAGCGGCGCAUGCUCGCCCUGCUCGGUCAACUGCACGGCUUGUUCCUCCGGCAGCAACUGCACGACCUGUGCAAGCAACUACUUGCGCCACAACGGCGGCUGUGUCUCUUCCUGUCCCCCUGGCUUCUUCGACUCUGGUGGCGCAUGCUCGGCCUGCUCGGCCAACUGCACGACCUGCUCUUCCAGUAG